UUUGUACGUAAGGGCGAAUAAUGACAAACGCGUGUUCGCCAUACAGUGAAGUUACAUAUGUUCGUCCGGUUUCAUGUCAAUGUGUUCUGUGUAUCCUACUCGGAAAUCAUAAUUGAUAAGUGCAGGAACGAACUCGUCGUACAACAAGUAGACGCGAAUACGCGUUGGUAGUAGUGGACUAGCAAUAGCAGCGCCGAUAUUCAGUAGUGAUAGUAACUGUAAUGAAGUAUCAGUGGCAGCCACUGUGAUAGUGGUAGUGGUGAUGGUGGUGGCUGAGAUAAGUGCGGGGGACUGAAUGCAUAUCAACGGAAUUUGUGUCCCACGAAACAGUUUCUCGUGGUUCACAUUGCAGAGGAUGUGCUGUGCGAUCUAAGGUGUCGAGGAUUAGACGAUUGGUACAAUGUUAAAGGAUUAUUCGCCAAUCGUACAGGCGCUCCUAGGAACGUUAUUUACGUGGGCUCUCACCGCAGCGGGUGCCGCACUUGUUAUCGUAAUUCGAGGAAAGCAACGUAAAUUAUUGGACAUCAGCCUGGGAUUCGCAGGCGGCGUGAUGAUAGCGGCAAGUUACUGGUCGCUACUGGCACCUGCUAUUGAAAUGGCGACAAAGAGCAAAUUGUACGGAGCGGAAGGCGAAUACGCGUUCGUACCAAUAGGAGUUGGAUUUCUCAUAGGCGCGGCUUUCGUUUAUGGGACGGACGCGUUGAUAUCUUCCCUUGGCAUUCAGUCCCCCAAUGUGCUUUUAGCUAUGCAGUCAGUCGGUACGAAACAAAGACGCAAGAUCCUUGCAAAACUAAAGAGUGACGAGGAUUUAGACGAUUAUGAUCCGUAUAACAACGUACAGAUAUCUGGUGGAAAAAUGUAUACUCAAAUUGAGUCAACCACCAUCGAUGGUUUCUACGAGCAAAACACCCGAAGACGACAAAUUGCAAAUGUAAAUAGGCCGGCGGAACAAGAAGAAACGGGCACAAUUUACGAGGAUCCUAACAACGAAUGUAAAAACAACCAAUGGAGAAGAGUGUUGCUGUUGGUCGUUGCCAUUACGGUGCACAAUAUUCCAGAAGGUCUUGCAGUCGGAGUUGGAUUCGCUGCUGUUGGUAAUAGUGCAUCAGCAACUUUUGAAAAUGCAAGAAACCUUGCAAUCGGAAUCGGUAUCCAGAAUUUUCCCGAGGGACUGGCGGUGGCUCUGCCCCUUCAAGCGGCUGGAAUUAGUACGUUGAAGAGUUUCUGGUACGGACAACUCUCAGGGAUGGUAGAACCUCUCGCCGGCGUCCUUGGCGCAGCCGGAGUGACGUUCGCUGAACCCGCGCUACCUUAUGCGCUUGCCUUCGCAGCCGGUGCAAUGAUCUAUGUCGUGAUCGACGAUAUCGUUCCGGAAGCGCAUCAGAGUGGAAACGGUAAACUCGCCAGCUGGGCUGCGAUCGUUGGCUUUUUGGUAAUGAUGUCUCUGGACGUUGGAUUAGGCUAGGAUCGUGCGAUAAAAGAUAGAAAUGCAGAAAUCGAUGCGUGUCUAGGUUUAUAGAUUCGUUCGAUAGAGUCGUUAUUCCUUUGGGAAGCUCGUUCCGAUUUUUAAAGCGAAUUUUCUUUAAAAAUCCGAACGAACUUUCCGAGUAACUCAACAUUAAACGCGAGAAAUUCCUAAUAAUUUCUGUCUCGCGGCAUUCCGUCGGAUUUCACGGUCGAAUUUCACGGUUGAAUUUCACGGUCGAGUGUGGAGAUCGAAGUGGAGUUAACGUGGCGCGUUAACCGCUAACGAUCUCGAAGUUCCGACAAUUCGAUCGGGCUUUCUUCUCGUAGAACGAGAUGCCGAGUUCGAUCGUAUACCGCCUCAAAAUUAUCCGAGUGUGUCUUCCAUGAAUCUAGUCUUUGUUGAUCCGAUAUAGAAGUCAAUUAGAUCAAUCAGGCGACGACCUCCGGUUACGCUUUACAACAUUCUACGCCGUGUUCGUCGCGACCAAAGGAAACGAGUAGAAGAUCGUUUGCCCUUGUUCGCGAUUUAAAAACCGGCUCUGUCUACAUCUCACCCUCUUAUUCUCUUAUCCUUAAUCUAUAUAUUUAUCGUCUCGGUUAAUGGGAAAUUUCGAUUCAGUAUUGCGAAGAUACUGCAACGACCAAUCGAAAAAAUAAGAAAAUAGGCUUCGAAUGCCGAACUCCGGACGAGAUAGGCAAAUCUUGUGAUAGCCAAUUUCGUUCAGAGACAUAGUCGCAAAGGAUCGGUGCAGCUCCUUUGCCUUCUUACGCAACAUUUCACGUAGCUUUCUUUCGAAUGGAUUCUCUCACGAAUAAUACGAAUGUGGCAAUUUCAAAGUGUCUUUCGCACGACACCGUACGCAAUCGUUCGCCGCAUGCUAGAGACAAAUGCACGCACGUUUGUUACGCUGUAUCCAGGACGUAUCUUGUCCAAUCAAUUCGUCGUUCGUGAUCGAUCCGAAAACUUAAACGGUUAAACGUGCGAUAAACUCGCACGUGCUGCAGUAUCUUGUUUAUUUAGAUAAGUAAGUUUACAACUGCCAUCUUGCCAUUGUAAAAUAUUUUCUAUUUUCCCAUCCCAAACAAACCAAUAUUUAUCGUAAUGUAUUUUACGAUGCUUCGAACAGUACGUAUUUAAUUUUAUCGAUUCACUAUGAUAAUGUAUAGUACCUACCGUUAACGGAACGAGAACGUUCCGUUUCACGCUCGGCGCUGGAUCACUACUUAUAAGACAAAAAUACUAUUUUUUCGUAUAUAAUAAAUCGAUAUACAUAGAC
Bombus pascuorum is the source of this 2744-nucleotide messenger RNA. RefSeq names its product zinc transporter ZIP11 (gene Zip48C). Gene Ontology annotation, molecular function: zinc ion transmembrane transporter activity. Lineage: Eukaryota; Metazoa; Arthropoda; Insecta; Hymenoptera; Apidae. The record is from RefSeq and is a predicted model, not a curated record. Gene Ontology annotation, cellular component: membrane. Gene Ontology annotation, biological process: zinc ion transmembrane transport. The coding region runs from base 401 to 1465 and encodes 354 amino acids. The transcript has 6 exons.